This is a messenger RNA of Hansenula ciferrii, 348 nucleotides long. It is a transcript of the gene MGP12, whose product is annotated as Mgp12p. Bases 1 to 348 code for a protein of 115 amino acids. The record is from RefSeq and is a predicted model, not a curated record. The transcript has a single exon. Lineage: Eukaryota; Fungi; Ascomycota; Saccharomycetes; Phaffomycetales; Wickerhamomycetaceae.
AUGCUCAGAUACUCUGCUAAAACAAUACUCCAAUCACCAUUUAGAAGGCAAUUCUCCUCCCAAGCUAGCUUAUUCCAAAAAGUGACAUUGACUCUAUAUGCAAAAGAUGGGUGCAGUUUAUGUGAUAAAGCCAAAGUUGUUGUGGAUGAGGUUCAUAACAGCGACAAAUUAUCCAAAAAGAUAAACCUUCAAUAUGUUGAUAUCACACAACCCUUGAAUAAACAAUGGUGGGAUGCUUAUUGCUUUGAUGUUCCUGUGUUACACGUUGAUAGAACAAACCAAGAAGAUCCUGUUAAAUUCAUGCAUAGAUUAAAUGGCGAUGAAAUAAUAGAAGAGAUCAAUAAGUAA